Messenger RNA from Daldinia childiae, 1086 nucleotides. RefSeq names its product Eukaryotic translation initiation factor 3 subunit H. The transcript has 3 exons. Bases 1 to 1086 code for a protein of 361 amino acids. Gene Ontology annotation, molecular function: metallopeptidase activity; protein binding; translation initiation factor activity. Gene Ontology annotation, cellular component: cytosol; eukaryotic 43S preinitiation complex; cytoplasm. Lineage: Eukaryota; Fungi; Ascomycota; Sordariomycetes; Xylariales; Hypoxylaceae. The record is from RefSeq and is a predicted model, not a curated record.
AUGGCCGACUCUCUAAAGGAUACGCCGUUUAAGACGGUUCAGGUUGAGGCUCUGGUCGUUAUGAAAAUAGUUAAGCACUGCUCAAACAGCUUCCCUUCGACUGCUACGGGUUCCAUCGUUGGUAUGGACAAAGAUGGUAUCCUCGGAAUCACAAACACUUUCCCCUUCCCUACGGUCGACGUAACGAACGUCGAGGGCGGCCACCAGAACGACGCGUCUGCACUUGCCGCUGCCGCACCGCGCGCCAAAGCAAAUAUCAUCUACCAGAACGACAUGAUCCGACAUCUCAAAGAGGUCAACGUCGACGCCAACAACGUGGGCUGGUAUACGAGCGCUACGAUGGGUAACUUCGUCAACUCUAGCUUUAUCGAGAACCAGUACCAUUAUCAGCGAGAGAACGAACGGACCGUAGCCCUAGUUCACGAUGUCAGCCGCAGUUCGCAGGGUGCGCUAAGCCUUCGCGCAUUCAAACUGACGCAGAACUUCAUGACGGCAUUCAAGGAGGGGAAAUUCACAACUGACAGUUUACAAAAGUCGAAACUCUCAUUCAAGGAUAUCCUCGUCGAAUUCCCUAUCCACGUCCACAACUCGCAUCUCCUAACUUCCUACCUCCACCAGCUACCCUCUGCCGCUUUGGAGACGGACGUGACGAUGCCAACAUCUCUUUCCGAUCUGCAAGGCGAACCUAUCAAGAUGCCGCUUCAUCCGUCGGUCGACAUUCUCGACCUCUCGAUAGAUCCUUUCCUAGAGAAGACGUGUGAUCUUCUACUCGAUAGUAUCGAGUCUCAUUACACCGAGCUAAACAACCACCAGUACUACCAGAGGCAGCUUGCCCGCGAGCAGACUAAGAUUACGGCGUGGCAGACGAAGCGAAAGGCGGAGAACGCGGGGCGUGUUGCGGCUAAGCAACAGCCUCUUCCGGAAGAUGAAUGGCAACGAAUCUUCAAGCUUCCUCAGGAACCUAGCCGAUUGGAAGGCAUGCUGAAUGCGAAACAGGUCGAGCAGUACAGCAAGCAAAUAGACGGGUUCACAGCCAAUGUCAGCGCGAAGAUGUUCGCCGUUAGGGGUAAUCUUCUUCCCGAAUAA